AUGGAGUUCGACGUUAGUACUGCCCUGUGGGGAAGAAGCAGCAGCAGUAGCAGCAGCACAACUGACAUGUCAGUUUUGAGAACCACCAAUCACAUGAACACUGAUGUAUCAAGGGUUGUUUACUCCGCUACCAGGCUGGUGUACACCACGGGAGAGGCUGCAGUAUCAACCAACCAAUAUCUUACUUCACUCAGCGUCCAAGGCGUCCACGAGGGACCGACACCAUUAGUACUGAGUGCUACCGAAGCGAACACAGUCCUGAAGGGUAUUUUGGUGGCGGCUCAAGCCCUCGUUCUUCUUGCUAUCUUCCUUCUAUCCAGUCUGGGUAAUUUUGCUGUCUUAAUCGUCAUCCUCAAACACAGACAGCUCCGGACGGUGACCAACGCGUUCAUCGUUUCGCUGUCGAUAUCAGACUUCCUCACGGCUAUCAUAUGCCUGCCCUUUUCCUUCGUCAUGCUCUUCAGCAAAGACGGCGUUUGGAUGUUUGGGGAAGGUUUCUGCGCGGCAAACGGGUUUUUCAACACCUGCUUUGGUAUCAUCUCUACCCUGACUAUGACUUUAAUCUCAUUCGACAGGUACUACGCUAUCGUCAGGCAGCCCCGUGCUAAAAUUGGGCGACAGAAAGCUACGAAGUUGUUGCUAGCCGUGUGGGUAGCCGCGGUUAUUUUUUCUCUUCCGUGGUAUAUUUUAACGCCAAAUUCAAAAGAAGUUCACGACCAAGGUUUCUACCACUGCAUGUACGUUUUCCAUUCCGGUACCUCACGUCUCGGAACGAUAUAUAGCAUUUCUCUUAUCGCCGUGUGCUAUUUACUGCCCUUCGCCCUCAUGUGUUUCUGCCACUACAACAUUUGUAAGACAGUUCGUCUCUCCGAAAUACGAGUCAGGCCUGUGACCACAUACGCUUGCUUGUUGCGGUUCUACAGUGAGAUGCGCACAGCCACCACGGUUCUCAUUAUGAUUGUUUUCAUCAUUUUUUGUUGGGGUCCGUACUGUCUCAUGGCGUUGAUCACCGCGUUAGGGGGCUACACGUUCAACCCCGUGAUGGACACGCUUGCCAUCUGGCUGGCUUGGACAAAUGGAGCCAUCAACCCCCUGAUCUAUGCUUUGAGGAACCCUAAUAUAUCUAUGUUACUGGGACGGAGUCGAGAAGAAGGCUAUCGGACCAGGAAUAUCGCGGCGUAUCUGUCCGGACACGCCAAGAACCAAGAGAUCCGUCUAAAUCAAGUAGAGAGGAUGAGGGACCGCUACGUGAGUGGAGUGGCAGUUAUUAAUAACAGCAGAUUAUCAAGUUCGAGUCCAGGAAAAGGAACUGGGGCAGAAGGUGCAAUGUGGGCUUGUAAAAACCCAGCAGUGUUUUUCUGCAGGGAUACCCAGUCAGAAUCUACAAAAACACUCCCCAACUUUGUCAGUGGACCAAUGAAGAAGACAGCUGACACCAGCCUGUGA
This is a messenger RNA of Nerophis lumbriciformis (worm pipefish), 1446 nucleotides long. The record is from RefSeq and is a predicted model, not a curated record. NCBI's taxonomy places the organism in Eukaryota, Metazoa, Chordata, Actinopteri, Syngnathiformes, Syngnathidae.